AUGCUAGAGAGUUAUGAGACAGCUGGAUACAAUGCAUAUAUGCGGAUAGUGAAACAAGGAAGAAGGUCUAAUCGAGUGAAAGCUAAGGUCAAAAGGCCAAUAAACGUUCCCGGACGAGCCGAUAAGCUGCAUAAUAGUAAAAUACCAGUUGCAUUUCUCUACUUUCCUUUUUCUUAUUCGAUAUGUGCGAUGUCAUGUAACCUGUACAAUCGACUGGGAAUAUUGAUUGAUUUUCAAUCAACUAUGUAUAACUUUUUUGUUAAACUAAUCAACUUUCUCUAUGAGAGGGUAGAAUUAAAUAUCAAAAUAAUAAUAUUAAAUAAUAAACUAAAAGUAUCAAAUACCAAUUUGAUCUCUUUAAAAUGA
Messenger RNA from Heterotrigona itama, 366 nucleotides. The record is from the annotation of a GenBank genome assembly. NCBI's taxonomy places the organism in Eukaryota, Metazoa, Arthropoda, Insecta, Hymenoptera, Apidae.